Messenger RNA from Aphanomyces astaci, 1051 nucleotides. RefSeq lists its product as hypothetical. Gene Ontology annotation, molecular function: protein kinase activator activity. The coding region runs from base 36 to 668 and encodes 210 amino acids. Gene Ontology annotation, biological process: positive regulation of protein phosphorylation; signal transduction. Gene Ontology annotation, cellular component: nucleus; cytoplasm. NCBI's taxonomy places the organism in Eukaryota, Oomycota, Saprolegniomycetes, Saprolegniales, Verrucalvaceae. The record is from RefSeq and is a predicted model, not a curated record. The transcript has 5 exons.
CUUGGCAAUCCACCCACCCACCCCCUCGACGACGCAUGAACAUCUUCCAGCGCAACAAGACGUUCCGUCCAAAGAAGACGUACAACAAAGGCACGAAGCGCCAUGACCUGCACAAACGCGCCAAGGCGACACUGGGCGGAGGGGACAUGCGUGCAGCAGUCAAGCUGCCCGACAACGAAGACGUGAACGAAUGGCUCGCUGUCAACACGGUGGACUUUUUCAACGAAAUCAGCAUCGUAUAUGGGACCGUGCUCGAAUUUUGCAACAAGGAAUCGUGUCCGAUCAUGUGUGCCGGUCCAAAGUUUGAAUACCUGUGGAAAGACUCGAAAGAGUACAAGACACCUGCGAAACUGCCGGCCCCCGACUACAUUGACAUGCUCAUGAGUUGGGUAGAAGAGCAGCUGAACGACCAAACGCUGUUCCCGUGCAACGAAGAGACGCCGUACCCCCGCGGGUUUAUCGCGGCCGUCAAGAACAUCUUUCGCCGCCUCUUUCGAGUGUAUGCACACGUGUACUACUCGCACUUUGACAAGAUCGUCAACCUCGGCGCGGAAGCGCACUUGAAUUCGUGUUUCAAGCACUUUAUCUACUUUGUCACAGAGUUCGACCUCGUCGACGUGCGCGAGCAAGAGCCGCUCAAGGACCUCAUUGCCAACUUGGCCGGAUAAUAAUCCUCGACCACACUGUAUCGCACAAAGUUAAACACCGCCAAACAACGUCAUUACGUACUUGUACAUGCAUUAUUAGUGUGUGAACAUUCUCCUGGGUGCAUAUCGCCAUCGUCGUGGUGACUUACUACCUGCGACGUUGUUGUGCCGGUUCAUAACCUAUAUCGCAUGCAUCAGUGUCGAAGGGAUUCCCAUCGACGGUCCCUCGAGCGGUGCUUCUUCCACCGACUUCAACCAGCGAUACAGUGUACACCUUGUCACGGUAUAGGGUGGUGGAGCUACCAGAAGGCACGAGAACGUCGUCAUGUUGGCCCAUACUUCGAGCCACGGCGAGCUGCACCGCGGCGGUGAUCGUGCGAUACCAGACAUCCAAGUUCUCGUCG